AUGGCCGACCCUGUGUCGUGGUUGGCGAUGUUUGGAGUGAAGCACUUGGCUUGUAAGGCCAUGGAAGCAGCCAAGAACAACAAGGAGGCCGUGAGAAUCCAGCAACAGCUCGAUGCCGGAUCUGGUGAUCAAUACCGUAUGUUGCUGGCCUUCUUGGAGAACUAUUCCAAGAUUGACCGAGACACCAUCAUUCAGAAGAGCAUGAGCAAGGAAGCCUCCGACAGGGUCUUGGGGUUGUACCUCCUGAGCUUUAUGACCUACGCCAAGAAUGUGGCCAUUGCUUAUGCCAAGAAACCCGAGAAAGUCAUGAAGAGCCUGGCGAAGCAGGUGCCCAAGAAUGUGUACUUGCAGGCCGAGGAGGGGCACAAUCCCAUGAAAUAUCUCAUGGCUUUCACAUUUGUCCACUCCAAAAACCAUGAGAAGUUGAUGAGGAGCAUCCUGCAACAGGCCGAGGGCGGUUCUGAAAGCCCACAACGUGGCAAGAUGGUGGAUGAUCUCGUGGAAGACUUCAAGGGCGAGAUCAAGGACCACUUGAAGGACGAAGUCCUCUCAGUGGUGGAAGAGAUCUUGGUGGAGAGCAUCGGUGAGUCCUUCGGCCUCACGGCUUUGCUCCAGGUGGCUUUUGAGAUCCUCUGA
This is a messenger RNA of Symbiodinium necroappetens, 636 nucleotides long. The record is from the annotation of a GenBank genome assembly. Lineage: Eukaryota; Dinophyceae; Suessiales; Symbiodiniaceae.